This is a messenger RNA of Protobothrops mucrosquamatus (brown spotted pit viper), 1538 nucleotides long. It is a transcript of the gene CUNH19orf53, whose product is annotated as chromosome unknown C19orf53 homolog. The transcript has 3 exons. Bases 62 to 349 code for a protein of 95 amino acids. NCBI's taxonomy places the organism in Eukaryota, Metazoa, Chordata, Lepidosauria, Squamata, Viperidae. The record is from RefSeq and is a predicted model, not a curated record.
GGCAGUUCCGGCUGGGAGCGGCGGACGAGUCGGGCCGAAAGCUGAGAGCUCGCCGGGAUCGAUGGCUCAGGGCAAGCAGAAAUUCAAGGCGCGCAAGACGGCCGCUGCGGGGAAGAAGGCGCCGGCCGCUACCCGCGGACCUCGCAAGGGAGGUCGUGUAAUUGCACCCAAGAAAACUCGUGUGAUCCAGCAACAGAAAGUGAAAAAGAAUCUGGAGGUUACCAUUCAUAAGAAGAUUGAGCAUGAGGUGGUAAUGAAGGCCAGUGCUAAGUUACCCAAGAAACUUAGUUUGUUAAAGGCCCCCAAAAUGAAAACAGAGAAAGAUCCAGGUCACUCUAGCAAGUCAUAACAAUGUUUCAUGGACUGAAAUUGGGGAUUGUGGCCUGCAAUACAUUUCAGUUUGACUGUGUCCAUGUUAUCUGUGAUUUUGUGGGGUGAUCAUCUAGUGUGCUACGUGUUUCAGUUGGCAGAGACAAAGAGUUUUCUUCUACAUAAGAAUCCACCUGGCUAGUUCCUUGUCUGAUACUGGAUUGUGGGCUAAUACAAUAGGUAUUAGAUUACUUUCAAACUUGACUUACUCUAAUUUCAAGUUUCUCUUCAUUUGUUUUUGGGUUUAUGAUUUCAGUGAAAGUUAUUUUGUCUUUCUAGUAUGACCUGGGCCAGAUUUGCAACUGGCUUAAUUGUGUUAGACCAGAAAGGAGGAUCUCGUAUGAAUAUCCAGUGGGGGGAGCAUAAUAACUCCUAAGUUCUUGCCUGAUGAUUAUCUGCUGAAAGUCUGCUUUAGUAUAGGGCUAGGGCAGCAUGUUUCUAAUUGGCCCCAGGUAGUGUGGCACUAGGAAGAAUGAGUUCAUUCCAAAGAAAAGCCACUAGAUUACAUUUCCCAGCUGGAGAAAAACCUCAGGUCUAACCUUGUGAUCUAAAUUCUGCAAAAUGGAGGUUUAGGUUUAUUCAGAUUGUCUUACAGGUAUUUAGAAUUGACAUAUGGGCUUUUAUGGAACCACAAAAUUUAAUGUGUUUACAUCAGACAUGGAUUCACAUUUCUCUGCUCAGUUUUGAACAUAGGGGCAGAAAUGGCAAUCUUGAGCUUAUUCUCAAUUGUGGGAAUGUGAUUCCUUCUGGAAAGUAGUUUGGCUUAUUGUCAGCUCUCUUCUCUCUGCUUUCACCUGUUGCCUUCUGAUCACUAUAAUAUACUCGUGAUGCUUUUCUGCUUGCUGAUUCUUGUCCUAAUUAUCUCAUCCCUCAUCUACUUAUUGUAGUUGAACCCUCCUGCCCCCACAAAUUGCAUAGAUAGCUAUAAUAAACCACAAUGAGGCCAAAAUGAUGACAUGUGUGCACUGGCAUCAUCCUGCAGUUGCCCACAUUUUGUACUUGUGUCACAUUGUCUGAGGCAAGUAACAAAUUGUGAUUUUGAUAUGAUGAUGUCAUUAGACACUUGUCAUUCUUUGUCCCCUGCCUGCAGUUAUGCAAAUUAGUUCAAGAGUGCAAGCUGUGAAUCUUUCAAUGUAUUUUACCACACAUUAAAGAACUCUAGAGAAUAA